GCGAGGCCGUGAGGCCCGAGGAGCCCUGCCCGCCGUGACGCGCGGACCAGCUUGGCGAUGCACGCACUUACCGGCUUCUCGCUGGCCAGCCUGCUAAGCUUUGGCUACUUGUCCUGGGACUUGACCAAGCCAAGCCUGGUGGCCAACGGACUCGGGGAUGCCGGCGAACAACCCUCGGCUGCUCCGCCCCAGCCUCCCCACAUCAUCUUCAUCCUCACCGACGACCAGGGCUAUCACGACGUGGGCUACCAUGGCUCAGAUAUCGAGACCCCUACGCUGGACCGGCUGGCGGCCGAGGGCGUCAAGCUAGAGAAUUAUUAUAUCCAGCCCAUCUGCACGCCUUCGCGGAGCCAACUCCUCACCGGCAGGUACCAGAUCCAUACAGGACUCCAGCACUCCAUCAUCCGCCCGCAGCAGCCCAACUGCCUGCCCCUGGAUCAAGUAACAUUGCCCCAGAAGCUGCAGGAGGCAGGUUACUCCACCCACAUGGUGGGCAAGUGGCACCUGGGCUUCUACCGGAAGGAGUGCCUGCCCACCCGCCGGGGCUUUGACACCUUCCUGGGCUCGCUCACAGGCAAUGUUGACUACUACACCUAUGACAACUGUGAUGGCCCGGGGGUGUGCGGCUUUGACCUGCACGAGGGCGAGAAUGUGGCCUGGGGGCUCAGUGGCCAGUACUCUACUAUGCUGUAUGCCCAGCGUGCCAGCCACAUCCUGGCCAGCCACAGCCCCCGGAGGCCCCUCUUCCUCUACAUAGCCUUCCAGGCGGUACACACACCCCUGCAGUCCCCGCGCGAGUACCUGUACCGCUACCGAACCAUGGGCAAUGUGGCCCGGCGGAAGUAUGCAGCCAUGGUGACCUGCAUGGAUGAGGCUGUGCGCAACAUCACCUGGGCCCUCAAGCGCUACGGCUUCUACAACAACAGCAUCAUCAUCUUCUCCAGCGAUAAUGGCGGCCAAACUUUCUCAGGGGGCAGCAACUGGCCGCUCAGAGGACGCAAGGGCACUUACUGGGAAGGUGGUGUGCGGGGCCUCGGCUUUGUCCACAGCCCCCUGCUCAAGCGAAAGCGAAGGACAAGCCGGGCACUGGUGCACAUCACUGACUGGUACCCGACCCUAGUGGGCCUGGGAGGUGGCACCACCUCAGCGGCUGAUGGGCUGGAUGGUUAUGACGUGUGGCCGGCCAUCAGCGAGGGCCGGGCCUCACCACGCACAGAGAUCCUGCACAACAUUGAUCCCCUCUACAACCAUGCCCGGCACGGCUCGCUGGAGGGCGGCUUUGGCAUCUGGAAUACGGCCGUGCAGGCCGCCAUCCGCGUGGGUGAGUGGAAGCUGCUGACGGGAGAUCCUGGCUACGGUGACUGGAUCCCACCGCAGACGCUGGCUGCCUUCCCUGGCAGUUGGUGGAACCUGGAGCGGAUGGCCAGCACCCGCCAGGCCGUGUGGCUCUUCAACAUCACUGCUGACCCCUAUGAGCGGGAGGACCUGGCUGGCCAGCGGCCUGACGUGGUCCGUGCCCUGUUGGCCCGCCUGGUGGACUAUAACCGCACGGCCAUCCCUGUGCGCUACCCGGCAGAGAAUCCUCGGGCCCACCCUGACUUUAAUGGGGGUGCUUGGGGGCCCUGGGCCACUGAGGAAGAGGGAGAAGAGGAGGAAGGCAGGGCUCGGGGCUUCUCCCGGGGUCGCCGCAAGAAAAAAUGCAAGAUUUGUAAGCUGCGAUCCUUUUUCCGCAAACUCAAUACCAGGCUGAUGUCCCAUCGGAUCUGAUUAGGGGAGCAGGCGUCUCUGUCCUCCUAGAUGUACUUCCCCACUUCAGC
Messenger RNA from Trichechus manatus latirostris (Florida manatee), 1817 nucleotides. It is a transcript of the gene ARSI, whose product is annotated as arylsulfatase family member I. The transcript is spliced from 2 exons. NCBI's taxonomy places the organism in Eukaryota, Metazoa, Chordata, Mammalia, Sirenia, Trichechidae. The record is from RefSeq and is a predicted model, not a curated record. The coding region runs from base 58 to 1767 and encodes 569 amino acids.